This is a messenger RNA of Tuber aestivum (summer truffle), 2022 nucleotides long. Lineage: Eukaryota; Fungi; Ascomycota; Pezizomycetes; Pezizales; Tuberaceae. The record is from the annotation of a GenBank genome assembly.
CUCAACCACCCUGUCGGCCAAAUCGCCAAACUUGCCACACACACAGACACACUCCUCAAAAUUCAACAUUCCUACCCCGCCGGAAGUCCUCACUUAAACCCCAGGCUCGCCGUCCUCAAUUCCUCGCCGCAUGACCGAGUCGCAAACCAUUUCGCCGCCAAUCCCCCAACUGGACGAGAACACAACAGCCCCGAUGGACUCUACAAUUGACACCGACACGGUUCUACGGCAGAAUUUGGAGCACUGGGUUUGUUGUGGCUUAAUAUCUCCCGCUGACAUCGCAACGUGUUGACUCUUCAGAAGCAGCAAAUGGCCCCUCCUCCCCCUCCGCAGGGAAUGCAGACUCCUAUGGGAAUGUCGGUAGCUUCCAGAGCCCUGGACGCACAAUUAACGGAAAGCCAAUCGCCGGAGCUGCUUACCCCGAAAACCGCUCAGACACCAAAGGGAGGAGCAAGGUCUAGAGCCAGGGGCGGCACUGGGAGGGGUGCCCGACGUCGGAAGGCCAGCAACGCUCCCAUAAAGGAUGAGAGUGAUGUAUAGUCAUUUCCCCCCGCUUCAGAGUUUGCACAGGCUAACGGCUGCAGGGCGCAUCAUCGGAAGAGUUCACAAUGGAAGGUGUCAAGACAAAGUCCGGGAGGAAGGUACAUAGACCGGCACACUUCAAUCCGGCGCAGAAGCAACCGUCCCGACGCCGGGGGCCGUACCGCCGCAUUCACGAUGCACGAAUAUGCAAGAUCUGUCAGCGCGGUCACUCGCCGCAAUCCAACAUGAUCGUUUUCUGCGACGGGUGCAACACUCCGUAUCAUCAGCUCUGUCACGACCCACCAAUCGACGACUUGGUGAUAGCUGUCGCCGAGGCAGAGUGGUUCUGCGCGAGCUGUAGCAAGAAGCGGGAGGAGCGGCCGCUAUCCACUGGCCUCAGUGGGCAGGGCCUCACGGAGGACGAGAAGCGGGCGUACCUCGCUUCGUUACCGCUGUCAAGUCUUGUGGAGCUCAUAUUCUUCUGCGAAAAGGCGCAUCCAGACUUGCCAUUGUACGAUCCAAAAACAAAAUCCAUCGUAGCCAACAUCAAGACGACAAGCGUAACGUCCGUAGGGAAAGACGGAGACGAGGGGACACCCGGCGUUAAUGGAGAUAGCGCACCUGCAGAAGUGGAAGGCGGCGAACCCCCGAUACACACCGGAGUGCCAAAUUGGGAGGACAUGAUCGUGAGGGCGAUUGCAGCGAUCGGAGACGAGAAGGGCAGCCAGGCCAAGGCGAUCUUUGAGUGGUUAAGCAAGUGAGUAUCGCGCCCUGUCCUAGCGUCCCGGACGUCGGGAAUGCAAUCGUUUCUAACUAGGAUAGUAAUUAUCCCGCCCUCGAGGACCGUGAUAUCCGUUCCGAAGCACAGGGAUCUCUGCAAUCGGCGCUAAGGAAAAGCCGCCUUCUCAGGGAGGGGCAUUCAUAUAAAGUCAAUCCAGAAUACGUGUGUUUACUGAGGUUCUCUCUGCCCAUGAGGAGAACAAUUUACUAAAAGUCGAUCACUAGAUAUCCAACAAGUCAUAUGCGCCGUCCCAAACAGACAACAUCCCAAUAAUAUCCCCCGGCUCGGGGAUAAAGCUACCCCCGGAAACCGAAGACACGGACGGUCUCUUAGUGGACGACGAUCUAGUUGCCUUCAGCCAUCGCUUCAACGAAACCGCCAUUUCGCACCGCACGGGAGCAAGCGUUGACGAUGACGACUUGAUGGGCGGGAUGGGCGAUGAUGAUGACGGGGGCAUACUGGGCAUCGACAACAUUAACGGCGUUCAAGACGCGGAUGACGGCAACGAGGAUGCGCCUGGAGAACCCGACGCCGAGGCGGUACCCGCGCCGGUGGUCAUGGGAUAAUGCUCCCAAUCUCCUUGGCGCUCGCACUCCAACUCCAGCAUGCGGCAGGCAGGAGGAAGCUCCUACAAUGGAGCGCUUGCAUACUGUAUUGUAAUCACAUUUUCCAACCCGACGAUGUACUUGUAAGUUAGAUAAUAAAAUUAGCUUUUCCGC